Molecule: messenger RNA, 2115 nt
Organism: Cercospora beticola
Lineage: Eukaryota; Fungi; Ascomycota; Dothideomycetes; Mycosphaerellales; Mycosphaerellaceae
Molecular function (GO): serine hydrolase activity
Source: RefSeq, a predicted model, not a curated record
AUGUCCUUUCUCAAGCGGGCUGCACUAGCGACGACUCUCUUGGGUGGACUGAUCGAAUGCGCGCCCACGCAGACUAACGACACGAGCAUACUGAAGACGACAUCGCUUCGAUUCCUCUACCAAAACAACCUCAAUGCCUCCGACGACAAGAAUCACAUCGGAGCAAUCCUCUUGGAUGCUGGAACCAAAGCACAAGCCGAGACAGUGUGUGGCGACCUCAGCGAAGCCCUGAUAUCGAGACAGGCAUUGCAGAAUUACAGCUCAGACUUCUUCUACCUGUUGUGUUACGUCGAGUCUGCAGGAUACGCGAAGGCGGGCCAGCAAUAUUGGACACGAGAUGGCGUGGUGGUCGCAGACCAGAAAGCCAAGAAAGUGAGCUUUCCACCAGCAACUUACAACGCUCGCCAGAACCUGCCUGCCCUUUGCACGCAAAGUAAUCAACAAAACGGACCUGACGCCAACGCUUCGUCCAAUACGCUGGUCAAUAUCGCUGCAGCAGGGAAUACGUACACUGGAUUCCGCAACCAGAAAUCGUUCCGCUUCCAAGGCAUUCGGUAUGCAAAUAUACCACCUCGAUUUACCUACUUCUCCGUCUACACUCCUACUGGUCAAACACUAGAUGCCACACAGUAUGGCAACAAUUGCCCACAGAGCGGCUCGGGGAACGAAGACUGUCUCUUCUUGAACAUUCAGACUCCAUACUUGCCAAAACAGGGGUCGAAGACUAAGCUCCGACCAGUGCUCUUCUCCAUCCACGGCGGUGGCUUCACUAGUGGCAAUGGUCGUGGUACCAAUGGUCAGGACGGCGGUAACUUUGCUUCUCGAGACGACAUUGUCAGUGUUGAGAUCAAUUAUAGACUGGGCACUCUCGGGUUCUUGGCUCUGCCUGGAACCAACAUCACAGGCAAUUACGGCAUUGGCGAUCAAGUCACUGCGUUGAGAUGGGUCCAGAAGAACAUUGCAGCCUUCGGUGGUGACCCAAAGAAGAUCACAAUCAUUGGUGCUAGUGCUGGAGCGGGAUCCGUUCGUGCUCUGCUCGGAUCUCCUCCUGUCAUCAAGGAGAAGUUGAUCGCUGGUGGUAUCGCCCAGUCAAACUUGGGAGGCGGGGUGACUCUUGGACUCAACGGAAACUAUGGCACUACAUACAGCAGCUAUCUGACGAUCGACGAAUCUGCUCAACGAGCCGGGCAACAAAUCUUUCAAGAAGCGGGCUGCAGUCAGACUUCUAUCGACGAACAGAUUGCGUGCUUGACAGCAUAUUCUGCCCUACAGCUAUCGGCAUUCUCAAGUGUCGCUCGCUACGUGGUCCAAGACGGCUACUACGUGAACACAGAACAGCUGAUAGUCAGCACACGAAACGACAGCACGGCUCAUGUUCCGAUCAUCUUCGGUGUCGAUGCCGACGACGGUGCUUCCAUUGGCUCCAACUACCCCAAGAACAAUGUCACCAGCUUGGUCAAUGGCAUCGCAACAUCCCUCAGCAUCGCAACAAACCAAGCACAACGCAUCAUCGACAGCGGCUUGUUUCCUCGCUACAACACCGGCAACCUCUCCCUCGACGCCUUCAAUGUCUCCCAACGCGUAGCAACAGAUAUCACAUUCCGCUGCAUCGACGAGGCGACCGUAUACGCAGGAGCUCAGUCUGGCGCUUUCCCAGCGACAUAUUACUACGAGUUCGACCGCACAUGGCGAGGCUACGAUCCAAGCAAUCUGGGUCCCGCGCUGAGCUCCGGCCCUGUCGAGCCAGGCUACCCUUACGGCAACCCCAAUAAGCCCUACUUCCGGCUUCAUGGAUCUGAAGGAGGUUUCACAUAUGGUGUCCAGUCACCUCUGCGCGACCGCAACGAUCUGUUGGCUACACAGUUGAUCUCGGGAUAUUUCGCGCAGUUCACAAAGACCGGAGACCCGAACCCUGAUGUGAACUUCUUGAAGGUCAGAGGUUAUUUUGACGCGCUUGAGCAGGUGCAGAAGAGUGGGAGAUGGGAGGCUGUGAGCGAUAAGACGGGUCCGGCGAAAUCAUUGGAUGUAGUUUCGAAGUCUAUUCGUUUCCCGGAGCUGGAGCAAUGUACCUGGCUGAACUACACCAUUUCGUACUAUCUUGAUGGAGGAUCGUAG